Molecule: messenger RNA, 2055 nt
Organism: Hemicordylus capensis (graceful crag lizard)
Lineage: Eukaryota; Metazoa; Chordata; Lepidosauria; Squamata; Cordylidae
Product: vomeronasal type-2 receptor 26-like
Exons: 4
Coding region: 1-2055 (684 amino acids)
Biological process (GO): G protein-coupled receptor signaling pathway
Cellular component (GO): membrane
Molecular function (GO): G protein-coupled receptor activity
Source: RefSeq, a predicted model, not a curated record
AUGGUCCCAAAUGAAGCCCAUCUAUAUAUGGGAAUUAUCCAUUUGCUUCUGCAUUUUGGAUGGACAUGGGUUGGGCUUUUUGUUGUGGAUGAUGACAGUGGAGAACAUUUCUUGCAGACCCUGGAGCCAUUGCUUUCCCAGAAUGCAAUCUGUUCAGCCCUCACAGAAAGAGUCCCACAACAAGCCCGUUUGGACCCCUUUGAAGAACUUGAUUUUAUAAUCUCAAAUAUUUAUGUACCUUUUACAGACAAAAGAGUCAGUACAUUUAUUAUUUAUGGAGACUCUAUGACAAUGUUAUGGCUGAGAACGUUUAUCUUUUUCCGAGAUCCUGGAAAUAAGGAAAAUGCAUCAUUUAGAAAAGUCUGGAUUAUGACAACUCAGAUUGAUUUCAUAUCAACAGGCAUUCAAAGGGGUUGGGAUUUUUCUCUGUUCCAAGGUGCCAUUUCCUUCACAAUUCACUUAAGAGAAAUUCAAGGAUUUGAGGAAUAUCUUUGGAGCAUAAAUCCCUACUACAACAAAGGAAAUGGUUUUCUCAGAGACUUUUGGGAGCAAGCAUUUGACUGCUCAUUUAUAGAUGCCCAAGGUCUGAUAGAAGUUGACGGAGCAUGUACCGGGAAGGAGAGGGUGGAGAACCUUCCUGGGCCAAUGUUUGAAAUGGGCAUGACUGGCCACAGCUACAGUAUUUAUAAUGCUGUUCAUACUCUGGCGCAUGCCUUGGAUUCCCUUCACUCAUAUACAAUCAGCCGCAGAGCUGGAAGGGAGGCUAAAAGUGCUGACCUUCAAGAUCUGCAGCCUUGGAAGCUCCACCCAUUUCUUCACGGCAUUUCAUUUAAUAACUCAGCUGGGGAAACAAUAACUUUUAAUGAUAAUAGGGAGAUGGGAGGUGGAUUUGAAAUAAUAAACUUAGUCACUUUCUCCAACAAGUCCUUCCAGAGAGUGAAGGUAGGAAGGGUGGAUCCCGACAAUGAAGGGAAGGAAUUCACCAUUAAUGAGAAUGUAAUUGUGUGGCAUGGAGGCUUUAACCAGGUGCAGCCUGUUUCUGUAUGCAACUACUACUGUCACCCUGGCUAUCAGAAAAAAGCUAAAGAAGGGGAGAAAUUUUGCUGCUAUGACUGUUCUCCUUGCCCAGGAAGAAAGAUUUCAAACCAAAAAGACAUGAAUGACUGUUUUGAAUGCCCAGAAAAUCAGUAUCCAGACAAAAAGAGAAAUGGAUGCAUCACCAAAACUAUUAGCUUUCUGUCUUAUGAAGAACCUUUAGGGAUCAUUUUGUUCUCAGUUGCUGUUUCUUUUUCCAUGAUCACAGCUUUGGUUCUAGGAACUUUUAUAAAGCAUAAAGAUACCGCCAUAGUCAAAGCCAACAACCAGGAUAUAACUUAUAUCCUCCUCAUCUCCCUCCUGCUCUGCUUCCUCUCUUCUUUGCUGUUUCUUGGACAACCUAGCGAGGUUACCUGCUUUCUCCGACAAUCUGUUUUUGGCUUUGUUUUCUCAGUAGCCAUUUCUUGUCUGUUGGCCAAAACCAUCACUGUGGUUGUAGCUUUCAUGGCCACCAAGCCAGAGUCCAACAUGAGGAAGUGGGUGGGGAAAAGACUUACCAAUGCUAUUGUCUUUUCCUGCUCCCUUAUUCAAUUGGGUAUUUGUGUAUUGUGGCUAGGAACUUCUCCUCCGUUCCCAGAUGUGGACAUGCAUUCACUGACUAAAGAAAUCAUUGUGGAAUGCAACGAAGGGUCAGUCACCAUGUUUUAUUCUGUCUUGGGUUACAUGGGCUUCCUAGCUAUCACCAGCUUCAUGGUGGCAUUCCAAGCCCGCAAGUUACCUGACAGUUUUAAUGAAGCCAAAUUCAUUACCUUCAGCAUGUUGGCAUUUUGCAGUGUGUGGCUGUCCUUUGUUCCCACCUAUAUGAGCACAAAGGGAAAAGAGAUGGUGGCUGUGGAGAUCUUCUCCAUCUUGGCCUCCAGUGCUGCGUUAUUGGGUUGCAUCUUUUCUCCGAAAUGCUACAUCAUUGUGUUGAGGCCACAGUUGAACAGCAGAGAACAGUUAAUAAGGAGAAAGAAUUAA